Messenger RNA from Cygnus olor (mute swan), 5672 nucleotides. RefSeq names its product Grid2 interacting protein (gene GRID2IP). Lineage: Eukaryota; Metazoa; Chordata; Aves; Anseriformes; Anatidae. Gene Ontology annotation, molecular function: protein binding. The transcript has 20 exons. The record is from RefSeq and is a predicted model, not a curated record. The coding region runs from base 194 to 3427 and encodes 1077 amino acids.
AUUAAGCUCCUGCAGAUUUUAAUUUGCUGACAUUUUCUUCAUCCGUUUGGUUGUGGAUAGCAGGGAUAAUGCACGUGCUGCGCCAGUUCCUCCCUGCGCUCAGAUCCCCUGCCCAUAUGGUUGGUCCGUGUAGUAAAAGUGCACAAUUGUAGUUCUGCUCAAGGAUGAUGACAAGCAGCAGCGAGGGGGAAAGAUGAGCUGUCUCGGGAUUUUCAUCCCCAAGAAGCACCGGCAGCGCUUCGACGAGGUGGUGUCGCAGAGCCUGAUCAGCAAGCUGUGCCGCUCCAAGAGCCAGCAGCACAGCAACCGGCUGCGGCGCAGCCGGAGCGAGGACCACCAGGAGCGGCUCCUCGUGUCCACCCGCGCCAGCUCCGUGCCCCGCAGCCACGAGGAGGCCAGCAGAAGCCUGCGGAAAAGCACCUCGCUCAUCACCAGCAAUGUGGCCUCGGGGGCUGCCCGCAGAACAGUGAGGGUUUAUAAAGGCAACAAAAGCUUUGGCUUCACGUUACGUGGACAUGCACCAGUGUGGAUCGAGUCUGUUCUGCCAGGGAGCCCGGCUGAGAAGGCUGCGCUCAAAGCUGGAGACCGAAUCCUAUUUCUCAACGGCCUGGACAUGAGGAACUGCUCCCAUGACAAGGUGGUGUCGAUGCUGCAGGGCAGCGGGGCGAUGCCCACCUUGGUGGUGGAAGAGGGGAUCGUCAACUUCUCCAACGACUCUGACUCUGCUGAGUCCCCGACCGCCUCCUCCGCGCUCACCUCCCUGCAGUGGGUUGCAGAGAUACUCCCCUCUAGCAUCAAGAUUCAAGGGAGGACCUUCCACCAGCAGCUGGAACACCUGCUCACUCCACCUGAGCGCUAUACCAUCUGCAAAGCCCUGGAAAGCUUCUUCCAACAUCGGAAUAUUGACACUCUUAUUGUGGAUGUGUACCCGGUGCUAGACACACCAGCCAAGCAAGUCAUUUGGCAGUUUAUCUACCAGCUGCUGACGUACGAAGAGCAGGAGCACUGCCAGCAAAAGAUUGCCAGGUUUCUUGGUUACAAGUCCUUGGCAGGUGAGAGGAAAGCCCCCGCUCCGGCAGGGACGUGCCGUGUCUCGCAGGCCCCCAGGGAGCUUGGUGCUGCCCCUUGCUGCCCCUGUGCAGAGCACGUCUCUGGCUUCUGGAGGAUUGUCUCUCAGCUGUGCUUGUUUUCUGGUACACGCCAUGUUUUACUGCUGGGUGGCUGCUGCUGCCAGCUUCGCUGCACGCCCGGCUGGGGCAGGGACGGGUCUGGGCCAGGCAGAGGAUGGGAGGGACCUUCACGGGUCGGGACUGUCAGGGGCUGCUGGGGGCAUGUGCAGGACAGGGGGCUCCUGACGGAUUUGUGUCUUCCUUCGGCAGGUCAGAGUGACACCGUGGAGGUCCCGGUUCGCCUGAUCCCUGGAGAGAGGCAGGCUGGGGACGGCACGUCCCUGCCAGAGACCCCCAACCCCAAAAUGAUGUCGGCUGUCUACGCAGAGCUGGAAAACCGCCUCCUUGGCAGCUUCGCCAGCAAGAUGGGCAGUGCCGCCCUGCGCAGGGCAUCGCCUCCGGCCCCAGAGCCAGCGCGCACUGCAGGUUCUCGCAAGUCGGGGAUGCCGGUUUCAUGGCCGAGCGACCCGCUGGCCUCCCAGCAGUGCUACUACCGCCCGCACAGCAGCAUGCCCUCCCCGAGCAGCACCGAGUCCAACCCCUACGUCAGCCUGGACAGCAGCCCGGCCCCGUCCCCCCGGCACCGGCAGUACCCGCUCAGCCCGCUGUCGCGGCGGAAGAAGCUCUUCACCUUCUCCAGGCCCCCGCGCAGCCGCGACACCGACCGGUUCCUGGACGCCCUCAGCGAGCAGCUGGGACACCGGGUCACCAUUGUGGAUGAUUUCCUCACCCCCGAGAAUGACUACGAGGAGAUGAGCUUCCACGAUGACCAGGGCAGCUACGUCACCAACGACGUCAGCAGCAGCGAGUACAUCAGCAGCAGCGACGAAGGCAGCUCCCUGACCUACUCCACGCUCUCGGACCACAUCCCCCCGCCACCGCUCAGCCCCCCUCCGCCGCCACCCCCCCUGCAGUUCCACGACCCCCAGGCCGUCCCCGCUAAGGCAGAGGCCGCCAAGGCGAGCGCGUCGCCUGCCCCCAAGUCCCUCAUCAGCCACCUGCACCCCAUCCCGCCCCCGCCCCCCCCGCCGCCGCCCCCCCCGGUGCCCUGCGCGCCCCCCCUGCACCGGGGGCUGCUGCACCGCAGGAGCGAGACCAACCACAUGAGCGUCAAGAGGCUGCGGUGGGAGCAGGUGGAGAACUCGGAAGGGACCAUCUGGGGGCAGCUCGGGGAAGACUCGGACUACGACAAGCUGAGUGACAUGGUCAAAUACCUGGACCUGGAGCUGCACUUCGGGACGCAGAAACCAACCAAGCCAACUCUCAUGCCUGAAACCUUUAAAAAGAAAGACGUGGUUGAAAUUUUGUCCCACAAAAAGGCCUACAACACAUCCAUCCUGAUCGCCCACCUCAAGCUCUCGCACAUGGAGCUGCGCCAGAUCCUCAUGACGAUGGAGACGGACCGCCUGGAGCCUUCUCACAUCAAGCAGCUCCUGCUGUACGCCCCGGAUGGGGAGGAGGUGCAGCGCUUCCAGAGCUACAAGGAGAACCCCGGCAAGCUGAGUGAGCCCGACCAGUUUGUGCUGCAGAUGUUGUCAGUACCAGAGUACAAGAUCCGUCUGCGCAGCCUACAUUUUAAGACCACCCUGCAGGAGAAGACGGAGGAGAUCAAAGCGAGCUACGAGUGUAUCUGCAAGGCCUCUCUGGAGCUGAAAAGCAGCAAGAAGCUGGCUAAAAUCCUGGAGUUUGUGCUGGCAAUGGGAAACUACCUGAACAACGGGCAGCCCAAGACCGGCAAAACAACAGGCUUUAAAAUCAACUUUCUCACUGAGCUGAACACAACCAAGACUGUUGAUGGGAAAUCCACCUUCCUGCACAUCCUUGCCAAAUCACUUAGCCAACACUUCCCAGAGCUCCUGGGCUUUGCCAAGGAUCUUCCUACAGUGCCGCUCGCUGCCAAAGUGAACCAGAGAACGCUGACGGCUGACCUCAAGGACCUCCACACCACCGUCAGCGACAUACAGGUGGCCUGCCACAACAUGCCUGCUACCGCAGAGGACAGAUUUGCAAUCGUGAUGACUUCCUUUCUGGAGAGUGCCCAGCCUGCCAUGCGCUCGCUGGAUGACCUGCAGCACAAGGCCAUGGAAGAAUUCGGCAAGGUGUUGUCCUUCUUCGGGGAAGACUCUAAAAUGACAACUUCAGAAUCUUUCUUUGGCAUUUUUGCAGAAUUCAUGAGCAAGUUUGAGCGGGCACUCACUGACGUGCAGGUCGGUGAGAGCCAGCGCAGCCCCAGGAUGACGUCCCCCCUUGCCUGGUGACAGGCCGUGGCAACGCGAAAUGCAGCAAUUUAUCGCCAACAAAGUGCAAUUUGCUCCCGUUGAGUUUGGUUGUAAAUACGCUGCUGCUGCCUGCUAUCACCGAGCAGAACCACAGGCCGAGGGGCUGGGACAGCUCAGACGCUGAACGGGCACCACAGACGGUCACAGAUGGAAGUGGGGGUGAGGCACGGGCACAGGAAGGCAAACACCGCCUUGGUUUGACAAUGUCCUUCUUAGCAUCCUUCACUUCAAGUGUAUUACAGAAUCAAGGGCUUCAGACACACCCAGGUAGAACCCUGCUGCCCUGUGUCCCUGCAGCACACAGACCUGGCACCAGCAGUCGCAGUAGCCCUGUCCCCUGUCCCCGUCCCUGUGGCCAGUGGUGCGUGGCUGCGCAGGGCCCCUGCCCCUCGUGCAGGAUGUCCCCUCGUGCCCAAGCGUUCCCCUCGCAGCUGCAGAGCAGGUCAGGCCGGGAUGGGAGCACUGGGGAUGAGUACAACCCUCUCGACCCCCUGUGCACUGGAGCAGCACAGCAUGGGGCUGCAGUGCUGCCUGCGCAGGUGGCAGCAGCUGGGUGCAGACCACCGGUGGUGGCCCGGAGGCUCUGAUGCCUGCCAAUGUUGGCCAGUGGCAGUGAUAAGAGACAGCACCUUGCAGAACCCCAUGGCACACCCGUGUGGUGCCGACCUUGGAUCCAGGGUGGUUGUACCCAGCUGCUCGGGAGAGCAAGGAAAGCCCCAGAGCCCUUCUGGCCGUCAGCUUUGCUUAAAGGUGCGGCAAUGACUGAUAAAAAAUCUUGUUGAUAAUUUCAUGUCAUCAGCCCUAGACUUACCUGAGCUCGCCAGGAGACAUGAAUCCCUGAGCAUUUUGGUGCCUCCUUGUAAAGCACAAAAUCCUUAGUAGCUUAAAAAUGAGAGGGAGCCCUCUGGAGCCUCGAGUACUGCCCCCGAGGGACAGCAGAGCGCAGCCAGAAAUGCCUCCUGUGCCCUCUGGUAUUCGCUGCCAGGGGCUGGGGUCCUUGCAGUCCCUUUGGUGCACCGUAUGAUGUGACCAGUUCGUGCUGGAUAUAGCCAGGGAACUCUAGAAGCAUUCAUGCCCAUCUUUCAACAACAGCUGAUUGUUAUUUACAUUAAUUAAAUUCCCUGCGAGCUCUCCCUGGGACAAAAGGGCUAACAGCACCCUGCGGUCAGUGCAUGCGCCUCCAGGCGACGCAGCGCCCCAAGAGCUUUGCGGCAGCAACACUACUGUGCAUUAAUAUUGUGAGGCAUUGCUCCGUGCAAAAUGCAUCCAUUGCCUUUCCAACCCGACACGCUCAAACCUCCCGGCCUGCCGAAGCGCUCCGCAAGCCACAGCCUCGGUGAGCCUCUGCACGUCGAUGCCAGAGCAAGAGCUCUUCCUGCAGCCUGUGCUGAAGCGCAGAAUCACCGACCGGUGCAUUAUUUAUGGGAGACCUUAUGACCAUCAAAUCAUCAGUUUUCAAUAUUUUUUAAGCCAUGCCGUAGAAAGUGAAGUAUGUUUUCACAGCGUUUUCAGUCCAUACAGUUGUAAGUGCCAGGUAGUUUCCAGCCUUGUGCUGGCAGAGCCCAGCCCUGCCCGUCUCGGUCUCUUCUCUCCACUGACAGUGGUGACAGGGCAACGCGCACUCAGCUCCACUCCCCAUUUUGGGUGUUUCACACUGCAUUCAGUUGAUUAUUUUUUUUUAAUAAUUAUGUUAAACAUUUAAACUGCUGGAGUUUAUUUUGUAACCGUCAUUAAAAAUAUGAAAGUGCUGUACAUAGAUUUUGCUACACGUUGUAACUUUCCAGAAUAGUUAGAACUUCAAUCCCCUUGGUAUUUUUAUGUGAAUAUUUUCAAAGAACCAGAACUUCUGAGAUAUGGUUAUAUUAUUUGAUAAUGGGACUAUGUAUAUUCACAAUUCAGUCUCUACUCAAUGCCUAUGUGCUAUCCCCAGAAUAAAGCUACUGCCUUCUGCCUCCUGACUGCACAUGAAUGUACAUUCUGUUAAAAAUCGCUUGGUACCACAGGUGCAGAUGAAGGCUUGAGGAAUUCUUCAUUUGGCUUUUCUGUGACUGCACACCGCAAUAUCGGUCCCUGUACCUCCAAGAGAAAGGUUGCUGCACCUGACCUUGCUGGUCUGAGGAAAAUAACUGCACACUUCAGAAGAGAGCAGUUCGCAAGCAACAUUCAAUCUAGCAUGAUGAAUAUGAGCAGCAAAUUCUUAAAAUAGUAGGGAUUUUUUCUGCAG